Messenger RNA from Rotaria sp. Silwood2, 3003 nucleotides. The record is from the annotation of a GenBank genome assembly. Lineage: Eukaryota; Metazoa; Rotifera; Eurotatoria; Philodinida; Philodinidae.
AUGGUUAAAAAAGACGAAGAAAUGAGCGUUUCCUCGGAAGCGAAAGGUCCAUUAAAAAGUUUUCAAGCUUUGAUGGGCGAAGGUGAAAAGUUUUCUCGUGAUAAACUUUAUACUAAAGCUAUUCAAUGUUAUACCGAGGCACUUGAUCUUUUACCACAAGAUGAAGAAAAAUCAACAGAAAAAGAUACUAGUGAUCGAUUAAAUGGUUUAGUUUCACGAUCAGCAUGUUAUUUAAAAAUUGGAAAAAAUGAUUUAGCAUUGCAAGACGCUGAACAUUCUUUAAAGGCUAAUAAAGAAUUUACAAAAGGUUUAUAUCAAAAAGCCGAAGCUCUUUACGCAAUGGGUGAAUUUGAAUUAGCAUUAAUGUUUUAUCAUCGUGGUAAAAAACUUCGAUCUGAUCUUCGAGAAUUUCAAUUAGGUAUUAACAAAGCUCAAGAAGCUAUUGAUAAUUCAGUUGGAGAUCCCAAUCGUGUUAAACUUGAAGCUAGUGGUGAUUUAUCAAUUUUUUACAAGAAUGAUGAGAAAAAAAAACAACCAAUGGGUUAUGUACGUGCUUCGCAAAAGAAAGAAACUGCUGUUCAACGAAAACAACAUACACCUGUAUCUAAUCCAAAAACAACUAAACAACUUUUAGGAGAUCUUUAUGAAGAUCGAGCUUUUCUUGAAAAAAUUAUUAAUAAUACAGUUGUUACAAAGGCAAAUACAAAAUCAGGUGAUGCCAUUUAUCAAUUAGCAUCAGAUGGACUUGAUUAUUUGGAUAGUCGAACAGAUUUUUGGCGUCAACAAGAACCACUUUAUGCUCGUUCGAGAUUUAUUAAAAAACUUGAAGGUGAUGAAGAAUCUUAUAAACAUAUUCGUCAUGAACUUGAAGCUAUUGAUGAUCAACAAAAUAAAGACCAAUUUGUUGAUGCACGUCGUCGUGCACAUCGUUUACUUGACUUCUGUGAUCGUUUAGAUGAAAGAAAAUUUGCUGAAAAACAAUCUGUACUUGCUGAUGUUUAUUCACGUUUAGGAAAUGCUUAUUUAGAAUUAGGUGAUUAUAAUAAAUCACUAGAAUAUCAUAAUCGAGAUUUAAAAAUUGCCGAAACAAAACAAUUUCCGGAACGUUCAUCACGUGCCUUGGAUAAUUUGGGUCGAGUUUAUGCACGUAGUGGACAAUUUCCACAAGCUAUUCAAGUAUGGGAAAGAAAAAUUCCUUUAGCAACAUCAUCAUUAGAAAAAGCUUGGCUAUUUCAUGAAAUUGGUCAAUGCCAUUUUGGACUUGGUGAUUUUGAAAGAUCUAAACGUUAUGGUGAACGAUCAUUUACGGAAGCUGUUGCUGUUAACGAUGCAGUGUGGCAAUUAAACGCUAAAGUUCUUGCUGCACAUAGUCAAACAAAAUUGCGACAAUAUCGUGAAGCUGAACAAACAUUUGAUGAAGCACUUUCAUUAGCAAAAGAUCAAAACGAUGUUGCUGCUGAACGAGCUAUCGAACGUGCAAUGAAAGAAGUUCGAGAUCAAAUCGCUAAAGGAGCAGCUGAUUCUCCACCUGAUCGAACAGAAAUAAAUUAUGAAAUAAAAGUAAAAAGUAAUGACAAUAUUAUGUAUGGUGAUAAUGAUCAAAGUACAAUACGAUUCAUUAUCUAUGGAGAUAAUGGAAGUUCAGGUCCUAUUGAUUUCCGUAGUGAUGAAAAUGAUACUAAGAAAUAUGAUGGACAAUCGAUGACACUUAAAAGGAAAGCGUUCGAUGCAGGAAAAAUGACGAAAAUUGCAUUAACAUGUAAUAGUAUUGAAUCAUGGCCGCUUGAUUCAAUUGAAGUUUCGGAUAAUAAACGAAAAACAAAAAUUAGAUUUUUACCAGCUCAACCAAUUGAUUCAACGACAACUGUUGUUGAUUUAUAUCCUGAAGCAUCCAUUGUUCAACCAUCUUCAGAUUCAUCGGGAAAAGAUGAAAAAAAAACUAAAGCUGCAGGUACGCUCGGAUCUCGACAAUCGCCACAAACAACGAAACGAAAUGAACAAGGACCUUCAUCAACACGUACAAAUGAAUCACAUAAAAAGUCAACAAAAACUGAUGAACAAAAAUCGAAAACGACAAAAUCAGAUGAACAAAAAACACCUAAAAAAGAUGAUGCAACUGAUAAAAAACCAACUCAAAAAACAUCUUCAACAACUGAAUCAUCAUCUGAUUCAAGUAAAAACAUUGAAUAUACAAUAACUGUUCAAACAGGUUCAGUACAAUUCGCUGGUACUGAUGCAAAUGUAUUUAUUUCUCUCUAUGGUGAUAAAAACAAAAUCGUUCGAUAUCAACUUAAAACUUCUGUGAACCAUAAGGAUAUAUUUGAAAAAGGUCAAAAAGAUGAUUUCGUAGUUAAAGAUAUUGACAUUGGACAAUUAAAAACAAUUACUAUUGAACAUGAUGGUACUGGUUUAGCUUCUGGUUGGUAUUUGGAUUUUGUUCAAGUUAAAUAUGACAAUAAUACUGUCAUGUUUCCUGUUGAACGUUGGCUUGAUACAAAUCAAGAUGAUAAACGAAUUAGUCUUGAACUUGAACCUAAUAAAAAACCUACAUCAAAACUUACAACUGAAGAUACAAAAGAAGCAAAUGCCGUUGAAUAUGAAAUAACAGUUAGAACAGGCGAUAAACGAUCAGCUGGAACUGAUGCAAAUGUAUACAUAAGUUUAUUUGGUGAUAAAGAUAAACUUGAGCGACGUCAAUUAAAAGAAUCACUUGAUGGAGCACGAAAUUUAUUUGAACAAGGAGCAACAAAUCGUUUUCAAAUUUAUGCAGCUGAUGUUGGAAAAAUUAAAACAAUUCGAAUUGAACAUGAUGGAAGUGGUUUAGGUAAUGGUUGGUAUCUUGAUUCAAUUGAAGUUCGUCAUAUUUCACAUGAUGAAACUUAUAAAUUUCCCGUUGAUCGAUGGUUGGAUGUAGGUGAAGGUGAUAAGAGAAUUUCACUUGAUCUUGAACCAGAUAAAAAACCUGGACAAUUAAAAGGUAAAAAGUUUAUUUUAAAUAUUUAG